AUGAAUCAGUCUGACAUUCAUCUUCUUGAUUUGCCCAAUGAAAUAUUAAUUAUCAUCUUGAAGAAACUGAAUAAUAUUGAUGUUCUUUAUUCAUUAUUUGAAAUAAAUAAUGAACGACUUGAUAUUUUAGUACAAGAUAGUGUAUUUACUAAAAUUCUCAAUUUUGUAAGAACAUCAUCGAUUACUAAUGAUAAACUUAAUCGAUUUUGUACUACUAUAUUACCUCAAAUUCAUCAUAGUAUCAAAAAACUUAUUCUCGAAACAACAUCUAUAGAACGUAUUCUUCUUGCUGGUGAUUUUCCAUAUUUGACUUCUUUAGAACUUGUUAAUUUCGGAAAAGAUACAGUUUUUCGUUAUUUAAAAGAUGAUUCAUUCUAUCAACAUAUUUUCAAACAUCAGAUAACAGAUCUUAUUCUUCAUAAUAAUGAUGAAUGUACUUAUGAAAUAUCGUUGAAAACUUAUGCUAGAAAUUUCUAUGCACCUAUAAUGGCUUUCUUCGAAAAUUUAAAACAUUUGACAAUUGUUUCAUCAUCUGUGUAUGAAUAUCCUUUUUUGUUACUUCAUAAUUUUCCACCAACAAUCUAUUUCUCUACGACUCUAACUGUCUUAAAUAUUAAUGUGUUUGUUUUUGAUGAUUGUCUCUGUUUACUUGAUGGUCGUCUCAAUCAACUAACCACGUUCAAUGUUCAAAUCCAUUUUAUCACAUCUCCAAUAUAUAUGCGUUAUAAUAUGGUAAGUUGA
Molecule: messenger RNA, 741 nt
Organism: Rotaria sordida
Lineage: Eukaryota; Metazoa; Rotifera; Eurotatoria; Philodinida; Philodinidae
Source: the annotation of a GenBank genome assembly